AGGGUGUCCUUUUAAUUCCCGCCAUUUCUGAUCACAUUGUUCCCGUAUUUUUGCAGUUUAAUUGUCGUUAUAAUUUUAUAGCAUAUUGAAAGUAUGCCUGGUAUUGGUGAUGAUUGGAUUAACAACCCAUUGGCUAUAAUACAAAACAUCAUAGAUAACAAACAAAAUGAUAAUGGUGUUAAAGAUUACUUCAGCAGUAAGAUGCAAACAAACUAUGCCAUGAGUUGGGUACCAAGUCUGAAUGAUACUCCCCUACAUACACUGAAACCAAACUCUUUAGUAAGAUUUAGAUGUAUGGUACAGGAUAUAUACGAUCCAGAAUUCUACCUUGGACUCUAUCAGGUGAAGGAUUUAGAAACAUCGACAGUAACACAGAAAUCAGGGAUGUAUAAAGACAUUGCAGACUGUUCUAAAUCACAACAGAUAGAUGUAGAAUCCAGUGACAAUGUUACUAUGGACAGACAAACAAUAUAUUGUGUACCAAUACCAGGGGAGACAACAUGGGUAAAAGAGACAUAUGCUGACAAAGCAGGUGUCAAAGUUCAACCAUCAAUGUCACAUGUUCCAGUAAGAAAUAAACGUUCAUUGGAUGAAGAAUCAGAAGAUGUUGCUAUGGAGACUUCAGAACCAAGUGCAAAUACAGAAUCCUGUGAUGCAGCAGAAUCAAAGAGGACGAGAACAGAAAACACACAAGCUCAGCCUCCAAAUGUGGGUCAUGAUUUAAACUUCCCUUUGCAAGGAGAAAAAGGUACAGCUUGUUUGGUCAAGAUUUAUGAUGAUAUUGACAAGUUUAAAGUGAACGAUAUGGUAGAAUUCAUUGGAAUAUUAUCUGUGGAUCCAGCCUUAGCACAAUUUAAUCCUGAAAAUCAACCGGAAGAAUUUGGUAUAGAAGGAUAUCAGCCACCUGUAGAAGAGAUAAAUGCUCAUGCCCCGCCCCCUUCAUUGGUACCAAGAUUACAUGCUGUUUUGUGUAACAAACUGACACACAAUAACCCACUACUGCCACAGAUACCAGACACAGAUGAAUAUAAAGCCAAAUUUCAGCAAAUUGAACAAGAGAUAGAUACUUUGAGAGGGAGAAUAAUGGAAUUAUUGGAACAUGCUCUACUUGGGGACAGUUUAGCGGCAGAGUUUUUUCUAUUGCAUCUAUUAUCAUCUGUGUAUGGCAGAGCCGAUGUGAUGCCUCUAGGAAAGUUUAGUCUAAACCUUAGUCAUUGCCCAGUAACGCCAAAAUAUGGUCAGCUAUUACAAGUGUUCAUGGCAGGACUGCUUUCACAGUCGCAUUUACUCCCCUUGUCGAUAGAAAACAUGAAUUCUUUACGAUUAUGUCCAGAAAAAGACUACACAGCAAACCGUUUAAAAUCUGGAGUCUUGCAACUACCUGAAAGGACAUCAUUAGUCAUAGAUGAAACAGUACUACAACCUGGUCAACUUGAAGCUGGUGGUGUUAAGAACAUGACAGCAUUAGGAAACCUGAUUAGCUGGCAGAAAGUAGAGUAUGAUUUCAGUUACCAUAGACAAGAUUUCAUGGCAAACGUUGCUGUAAUGAUUCUGUCUGAGGCAAAAUCUAUAUUACCUAGUGAUUGUUUACUACCAUUACAAGCCAAAAUAAUGCCAGAAGAUUGGAUAGCACAUUUUAACAUGUUAGAAAAAGGAAUGACAGCAGAAUUGUUGACCAAGAUUCGCACAUACAUCACACUGGCCAAACAGAUUAAUUACUCAUUAACAGAUGAAUUGCAAAAGAUAAUCCAAGAUGACUUUGUAGAGAUAAGAAAAGUUGAUAGUAAAAGCAUGACAGUUGAUGACUUCCAUUCUCUGUUGAGUAUAGUUCGAUUGCUAUCACUCAGCUACUUGAAAUCAACACCUACACAAACUUUAUGGAGAAGGGCCAAAAACAUGGAUUCAGAAAGGAAGAGGAGAAUUAGUUCAAACUAAACAUAUAUUUGAUGAACAAAACAAACAAGACCCAGAAUCAGAAAAAAUAAAAAUGUACAAAUACACAAAUUUAUAUGCAAGGAAAA
Mytilus californianus (California mussel) is the source of this 2021-nucleotide messenger RNA. RefSeq names its product mini-chromosome maintenance complex-binding protein-like. The record is from RefSeq and is a predicted model, not a curated record. The transcript has 15 exons. Gene Ontology annotation, molecular function: chromatin binding. NCBI's taxonomy places the organism in Eukaryota, Metazoa, Mollusca, Bivalvia, Mytilida, Mytilidae. Gene Ontology annotation, biological process: DNA-templated DNA replication. Bases 94 to 1935 code for a protein of 613 amino acids.